Messenger RNA from Encephalitozoon romaleae SJ-2008, 2340 nucleotides. RefSeq lists its product as hypothetical. The record is from RefSeq and is a predicted model, not a curated record. Bases 1 to 2340 code for a protein of 779 amino acids. Lineage: Eukaryota; Fungi; Microsporidia; Unikaryonidae. The transcript has a single exon.
AUGCUUGUCUCGUCUGUAUUCAAAAAUGCCCUUACGCCUGAUGAGCAGCAGGCAAUACCAGAAUCGUUGCUCAAUAAGCUUUGCGAGGAAAUGGUUUUGUAUGAAGAAAUGACUAAAAAUAGGGUGAAGGAGCUGGAGAAAAAGGUAGAGCUUUGUGAGGAGAUUAUAAAUGAUCUGAAUAAAAAGUUAGUCAAGCAAUCUGUGGAAAUGACGGAGAUAAAAAGCUCAUUUACACUUGCAGAAAGAUAUAACGAGAUGUAUUCCCAAGAAGUCAAGUCUUUGAAGGACGAGGUUGCAUACUAUAAAGCAAAUGUUAAUGGAAACAACAGAGGAGUAAAAGCUUUUGAAGAGGAUGAAGUGAAUAAGUUUCGAAGGAUAGAUGAGGUGGUUAAGGAGAAAGAAGAGCUUGAGAACAGAAUGGAAGCCCUUCAGAAGAAAUGCGUGGAGUUAGAGAGGUGCAACAAGAAACUUGUAGAAAAAGUUCUGGAUCAAAAAAACCAGGUAUCAUAUUUGUUGAGGAAGGUUCCUAGCUCUGAUGGAGGCAGGGACAGCCUAGAGCUUGUCAAACUCGUUCAGAAGCUUUCGAAAAAAAAUGAGGAAUUAGAGCAAGCACUGGGGUCUGGAGGGAAUUCCUCUUCACUUCUAAAAUCGAAUAUCGAGGAGAACAUUGAAGCCGAAAAGGAGUACAAGAGAAUGAGAGAGGAGCUAUAUGAGAUGAAAAGAAACGGGUGCAUACUAGAACUUGAAUAUAACAAGGUAUUCAAAGAGAAGAAUGAAUUGUACAACCAGCUCAUCAGGAACAGUGAGGAAAAAAAAGUGAUGCAGAGACACAUUGAUGAGAUGAAAGAGGAGAUUAUAUGUUUGAAGAUUGAUUUGAAUAAUACAAAGAUGAAGAAUACGAUAUUGGGGGAUGCCUCCCAAAAGCUCGGUGAAAUGAACAACGAGAUAAUUCGCAGCAACUUCAUAAUAAAGGAUAGUAGAAAUAAGAUAAGAGAGCUAAAAGCACAGCUGGCAGAGAGUGAAGAAAGAUAUAACAGGUACAUCCUUGAAGACAGAACCAAUGUUGUGGCUGUUAUUGGGCGAGAGAUUGAGGGAAUCAAAAGAAAACUUGAUACUAACUUCAAACAAAUCUAUGACAUAGAGGACGGUUUCAAAAAGGCCAUGGAAGAACAACGGAGGCUCAAAGACUUAUUCCAUAUAUAUGAACAAGAGUGUUCUGAUCUCAGAAAAAAGAACAAGAGUCUUAUUGAUAAUUCUGAUGCUAUGGCAGGAAAAAUAAGGUGGGAUGAAGAAAAGGUUAAGGUGCAUUGUAAUAUUUUAAAAGGGUUAGGAGAAGAAAUGAGAGAUGUCUACGAAUUUAUCGGUGUAAUCGGAGAGGAUUUCAUGGGGUUUAUUGACAUCAUUGGAAGGUUCAUGGUUUUUGAAAGAGAAAGAGCAUCGUUUAUUGAAAAGAUAUACGAGGAGUUGAGCAAUGCAGGCAAACUUCUUGAAGAAAGAGAUCAGGUGCUGCAUUCGCUGAUGGAGAACCAUAGCGAAGAACCUAUUGCGUUUUUAGAGAAAGAACGGGAUAUUUUGAAGCAAGAAAAUAUAUUUCUUCGAAACAAGAUAGAAAGCCUAGGAGAUUCAUCCGAUCUUCUGGAGAAGAUAAGCAACUUAGAAGAAGAAAAUAAUUAUAUCAAGGGACAGCUCUUGUCGCUAAAAAAAGCUUAUGCGUCUGAGAAGGAGGUUGUGUCUGGGCAAGUGCUUGCACUAAACGAGAAGGACUACAGAUGCAAUUUGCUUCAAUCUGAUGUAGAUCAAGUACUUCAGGAUAAUCUUUCUCUAAAGAAUGAGUUGCAGAUGGCAAGAAAGGAAAUAUCUAAUAAUUAUGCAGCAAUUGAUAAAUAUAAAAUUAUUAUCGAGAAACUCAAAAAAAUCAAAGAUGCAUAUCUAGAGCUCAAGGAUGAAUUCCUAAGAAAAAAGAGCCAAGAAGAAUGCGUGGAGGGAGAAGGAAAUAGCACUGGGAGUCCAUCCGGGGUUUGUAAUUCACCUUUGAAACAGCCUACAGAUGAAAAUAAUAGCAAAACAACAGAUGGGGAUAAGGCACUAGAAAAAAAAGAAAAUCAUAUUAUAAAGAAUAUGGAUGCAAAAGAAGAGCCGGACCUCAGUUUAGAAAGCAAAACAGAACAUAAUCCUAUUUCAAAUGAAGACAGUAGCAAAGGCCAUCCAGGAAGGAACAAGAGAUCUGGAAGACCUAGUGAAGAGCCUAGACAAGGAUAUCAACAAAAAAGAACCUAUGGUGACAGAAGGAGAGGAUGGUCAACCUAUGAAGUCAAAAGAAACAAGGAUAGGAGAAAUUAA